ACUAAAAUCUGAUACACACGCAGUAAAUUCCAACCCACAGCCUUGUCCUUCUCGAAUUCCUUCCUAUUGCCCCCUGUUCUUUAUGUCCUUCUGCCCCUCGCACUCCCCGCCGAUGGUGGCCGAUUCCCCCAAACAGCCAGAGGCGAUUACUACCCUGUUUACCGGGACAAUUGCCCAAAAUAUCGCCAAGGGUAUUCAGUGUGUGUGGAACACCCAUGCGAGAGACAGGAGUUGCCUGCAGUUGGAGCACUAAUAGGGGCUUUAAACUUGUGCGUCUCUCGGUUUGGUGGGGAUCGGGUGCUUUGUGUUGACGAGACAUGCCCUUGGUGAUCCUUUGAAAAAGCGCUUCAGCUUGGGGUCGUUAGAUAUUGUGUUUCAUUCGUGACUGCUGAUAAAUUAGGACCUCAAGUGAUAUGAGCAGUUCCAGCAAGUGAAAAAAAGAGAAAAAAAUCGUUGACUUUACUCCCGCGAGAAUGUACUUACGCGUGUUGUUGUGCUCAGUGUGGGCGACCUCCAUGCUCUGUGCGCCAGGCUCUGCUUCCCCUUCGAACUUCCUCUCGAGGUUACACUUCGCCGAAGGCAUCACCAGCCUGGGGUCGUCUCCGUACAUCGACCUGACCGCCCUCGACAACGGGCUAGCAGACGACCUCCUCGGCAGAGUGCGGGCGAGCCUCCGUGCGACCGGGAGCGGCGCCGACCGACGUGACAACUCGAGGUCCCUCCCGGCCAGCCGCGGGACCAACGCCUUCGCCGCGUCAGGAGCGAAGAAGUCCCACAUGGGCGUCUCGGAGAUGCUGCAGAGGGCCAUAGAUGACAUCGUGGUGAAGAAGGACCACACCCUCGCAUCUGUACUGUCGCACCAUCUGAGGUUCCUGGAGGAGAACCUCGUCAGCGGAGAAAGGGACGGAGAGCUGGUGGACAUGGAGCAGCUCCUGCGGUUCAGCGAGGCGGGGAAUUCGUCGUCGGUCGUCCAGCUUCCCCUGGACAACCACGACGACGACGAUGACAUCGAUUACGAGGCUCUAGGAUGCGGCGUGAAGAACGUGGCCGCCAGGAUUCUCGGGGGGUACGUGGCCGGCGUCGGAGAGUGGCCGUGGCAGGCGGCGCUCGUCCACGCCCCCUCAGGAAGGACCUUCUGCGGCGCCUCCCUCCUCAACACCCGCUUCCUCCUCACCGCCGCCCACUGCGCCGCCGUACUCCCCGUCAGGAAGGUGCAGGUCUGGCUGGGCGCCCACGACGUCUCGCUGCAGGAGGAGGAGGGGCGUGUGGUGCGAGGAGUGACCCACGCCAUCCUCCACGAGGGCUUCGACUCCCGAGAUCUCAGCAACGACGUGGCGCUCCUGAGGCUGGACGAAGCGGUGGCCAUGUCUCGCACCGUGAGGCCCGUCUGCCUGCCCGACGUCCAGGACUGGGACGAGGACAUAGCCCAAGGCAAGAGCGACGAUGCGGGCGUUGUCACGGGCUGGGGACUCACGGCCGAGCGAGGACAGCCCUCUCCUCACCUUCUGCAGGUGAGCCUCCCCUUCCUGAGCGUGGAGUCAUGCAAGCAGCACUACGCAGGUAUCAACCCAGUGUCAGCCAACAUGCUAUGCACUCUGCAUGAUUUUAAGGAUGGUGUUAGCCGCGACUCGUGUAAAGGAGACUCCGGCGGCCCCCUCGUGACGGAAGGGGAGAGCGGCCGCUGGACCCAAGUCGGAGUCGUCAGCUUCGGCUACGGAUGCGGACGCCGGGGAUACCCUGGGGUCUACACCCGGGUGACGCAAUACCUCCUCUGGAUCUACCUCAAGAUAGUGCAGAUGGAGAUCUCUCUGCUGUGAUGGAGGGAGACACGGGCUGCGCGUUGGUCUUCUGUGGCUGCCGUCGUGUUAUUUUGUCUUGUAAUAGAUUUUAAAAAAAUAUAAUAAUUCUGGCUUGGUGGGCUGGAUCUGCCGAGAGUCAUUGUUGUAAUAUGUUAUAAUAGUUCGUGUGGGUCUUCCAGGCUGCGUGCCCUGUACCGACUUCAUUCAUGGAUAUAAUUUCAUAUGAGAGCCUUGAUGUACACAUAUAAGUAUACCUACAUACACAUGUACGUAUAUAUGUAUGUACGUACGUAUAUAUGUAUACUUCACAUAUACAUACAUAUAUAUGUAGAUAGGUAUACAUGCAUACACUGCUACAUAUACGUACAUAACGUACACAUACAACUUAUACACAUGCAAAUACAUAACCCAAUACACUUUUUAAAUAUUUCAUUUUGAAUUCCUUAAGUGUCAACGAACAUUGAACUAGUCUUUGUGACGUUGAGUGAACAGAUCUGUAAAUCCGGUUUUGCAAUGAUACAAUUUUUUGGGGGGAGAUAUAUAACACGUGUUAUCGUUUUCAUGUGAAAUGUUAUGAAGAUUCGAGAUUUUAUUUGUUGUUUUUUUCACGAUUAUAAUGACUGGGCCACAACUGGAAAUGUGAUUUGUGCUCCCUUGUGUCUUUUACCUAUUUCAUCUUUGCUUUGUCAAAGUAUUUUUUAAAACUGUUUUGCCAAUGCUCUGUGAUACGACUGUGAACGAAACACUUUUUUUUUUAAAUAAAAUGUGUAAUUGCUG
Molecule: messenger RNA, 2576 nt
Organism: Penaeus monodon (black tiger shrimp)
Lineage: Eukaryota; Metazoa; Arthropoda; Malacostraca; Decapoda; Penaeidae
Product: trypsin-1-like
Exons: 6
Coding region: 474-1817 (447 amino acids)
Biological process (GO): proteolysis
Molecular function (GO): serine-type endopeptidase activity
Source: RefSeq, a predicted model, not a curated record